Nicrophorus vespilloides is the source of this 2690-nucleotide messenger RNA. RefSeq lists its product as uncharacterized. The record is from RefSeq and is a predicted model, not a curated record. Lineage: Eukaryota; Metazoa; Arthropoda; Insecta; Coleoptera; Silphidae. The coding region runs from base 145 to 2514 and encodes 789 amino acids. The transcript has 4 exons.
ACAGUUCUCCAAGCAUAUCAUUAUUAUUGAUAUGUGAGUGGGACGUAAGUGGUCAACUAUUUGUUAUUCGAUUGUUUACAUAUCAUUCGAUCAGUGAAUUGAUCUGAAUUAGCAAGUACGAAUUCGCUGCGAGAAGCUGAGGACAUGCCUUCCAAAAGGAAAUCGCUUGAGAUUAAGGAUGAAGAAGAAAUUAAGGAAGUGGUCAAUGUUAAUAAAAGGAUUUGCUCAAAGGAGGAGCCAAAUGCAGAAAUGAAUCUCAUUAAAGUAGAAAAAGUUGAUGAGGAUCUUUUGAAGCUGGAUCCACAGGAGUUCAUUGUAGAGUUGGAACUGGAUGAAAUCGCGAAGGUGGACGAGUAUAACGAGAAUGGGGAUGUGCAGAAUGUGAAACCGAAGAUAAUGCCAGAAAAUUUGGACCAAGAUUAUACUAUGACAGUGGAUGAUGAUGCGGAAGAUGCUUCAAAUGCACGAGAUGGAAAUCAUUUUGUAAAUGAAUUCAUUUCAGAUGAAAAUCAAAUCCAUAAUGUAGAUCUUGACGAAAGUGAUAAAGAAAACACAGAUUUAGUUUUGGAGCAUCCUCGACCGGGGACGAGCCGCGAAGUCCAUACAAUCGUGGAUAACGCUGUACCGCAGACUGAACCAUUCAGGAUUGCGAAUUCCUGUAAAGCCAUAUUAGACGGCACCUUCUUCGAGGUGGUGCCGGAUAAAUGCAAUCAAAAUGAUGGCACUAUUGUUGCUAUUUGCAAGAGAUGUACUGACAGCAGGACGGAGGUGAAAGGUACUUAUCACUCGAGCAACAAUUUUAUAUCUCAUAUCAAACGCAUCCAUGGUUGCAUUGAGCUUUCCAAAUUGGAGAAGCAUAGACGCCGCUACAAUAAGGAGAGAAACAUUCCUAUCCAUCCGAUUGGCGAAGGGGAAAAAUCGAGGAAGAGGUGUAAAUGUUCAUUCACGCAAGAACAAUUAGAAAAAUUGCUUAUGGAUUACGCUGUGAACACACUGGUGCCAUUGAAGACUCUGAACAGCGAGUACUUUAGAGCGAUCGUGGAUCAUAUUUGCACCUGCGUAUCCAUCGAGAAGGUGUUCAGCCAUAGAGCGUUGAGCAAAAGGAUCUUAGAUUUGCACAGUGAAAAUACCCAGAAGGUGGAGAGGGCUUUGCAGGAUGCGCAAUUCGUUUGCACUACCGUCGACGUAUGGUCCACGAGUCUUUCGAGGUUCGUGAAUGCCAGCGUCCAUUGGAUCGAUGUUAACAGUUUGGAGAGGAAAUCAGCGGCAAUGGCAUGUCGCCGCUUCCCAAAGGCACAGUCUUACAACAAAAUCUCUCACAUGCUGGCAGAAAUCAAUACAGACUUCAACUUAAACUCAUCGAAGAUUCUAACAAUAGUCACCGAUAAUGGCAUCAACUUUGCCAAGGACUUCAACGAGUACGGAUACACGCAUUCUUUGGUCGGUCACGACGACGAUCUUAUAUUCGAAAAUCUUCCUGCUGCCGGUUUGGAAUUGGACGAACGAUGUCAACCCACCCAUCUGCGUUCUCAUACGCUAUGUUUGUUGGCUACAGUCGAUGUAGUUAAAGCCAUACAAAGCAGCACUUUCCAAAGUACUCACAAUGAAGCGUUGCGUAAAUGUUCAGCCCUUUGGAUGGCCGUCUCGCAACCAAAAUCCUUCGACGUAAUCUUGAAGACGCUCGAAACUACAUUGAUUCUCCCGGAUGCUCGUAAAUGGAGCUCGAUACACAGCGCGCUCGCACAGAUCUUAAAAGUUAAAGACAAGCUUUGGUUGCUGAACAAUAUUGGUUUGAACGAGUACCUUCCGUUCACCGAGAAAGAUGUAGCGUAUUUGCAGGAGCACGUCAAAUGUAUGGAACCAUUAACCUCAGCUUUGGAUAAGUUACAGAGCGAGAGGAACAAUUACUACGGAUUUUUAUUGCCAUGUCUUCUAGAGCUGCGCUAUAAAGUACGUAAAUUGAUGGAUCAAGUGCAUAGGUUUUCUCAUCCAGUCCUGAAGGCUAUCGCCGAUGGAUUGGAGGAGCGUUUCGGUGAAUUGCUUGGGUUAGGGCCGAAUUCGCAUGGCGCGGUCAUCGCAAGCUUGUCACAUCCAGUCUUCAAGACGCGAUGGUUUGCGGCCAUUAAAACCGCCGAUCGGCAGAGGCUGCGAGAUUUGUUUAUCCAAGCAGUGAUAACCGGAUAUCAAAAGGUACAUGAGCCAGAAGCAGCUGAACUACCCGAAGGUCACGACUUCGAUUUCGGUCCUGACAUCGAGGAUGUAUCUUUUACAGAGCAUCCUCAAGCUGAGAUUGAGGUGCUCAGGUAUUUGAGCGAUAACCGUAGGGAUCUGGCCAUGCUGAACGACUACCCGAACGUGAAAAGGGUCUUCAUUAAGUUCAACACUCCUUUGGCUUCGUCAGUUCCCGUUGAAAAACUGUUCUCUUUCAAUAAAAUUCGUGAAUCUCUUUAUCACCGCACCGACGAGCUUUUCGAGGAGCGCGUCGUUCUCAUGGCGAACAGAAAUUUCGCAUAAUCUAGAUCUUUUCAAGACUUUUUAAUCUUAUUAUGAAUCCAGAAAUAAUAUUAAUACUACGAAAAAAAAAGUAGAUUCGAGAUUUUACUUAAUGUUAUCAAAAGUUAUUUAAAGCAAAUGUAUUUAUAUGUAUGUACCAAUAAGCAAAACCUUAAUUAUAACAGAAUAUAUGGACA